Molecule: messenger RNA, 1866 nt
Organism: Rotaria socialis
Lineage: Eukaryota; Metazoa; Rotifera; Eurotatoria; Philodinida; Philodinidae
Source: the annotation of a GenBank genome assembly
AUGUCUAUGUUAAUUAAAGGUCUCAAAUAUAUUAUACCAUGUCAACAUCGAUUUUCUCGUCAAUCAGCUGAAGAAAUAGCCGAAAAACAAUAUAAAAAUAUAUCAACGACGGUAAAAAAGUGCCUGGAAGAUCAUAGUUUGUCAACUUUUGAUCAACCAGCUAAGCAAGCCUUUCAAGAAUUGAAAACACUAUUACACAACUUAUAUUCAAAACGACUACCAAGAUCACUGGCAUUACGUGCAAAACGUGAAUAUAAAACAAUACAAAGUAUUCAACAACUUCUAUGUCAACGACCUGAUAUUGUCAUACGUCGUACUGAUAAAAGUAAAGUAUUUUAUAUUGGUAAAGCAAGUGAUUUUGAACAGAAAACAGAAGAAUAUAUGCUAAAAACAAAAGCUUAUGAAGAAAUCAUCGAUGGUCGUUGUCCUCUGGGAGAUAAUUUACGUGCCGUACGAAAUCUAUUGAAUUAUUUCGUUACUACAAAAGCUCUUACUAGUCAACAACGUAGUAAACUUUCUCCAAAAUUAAACAAGCUAGAAUUAGGUCACUUUCAUGCUCUACCUAAACCACAUAAACUUGGAACACCAAUAAGACCAAUCAUAGCAUGUAUAAAUGCACCAACUACAUUGAUAUCACAAUGUCUGAAUGAUCUACUUGCACCGAUAUACUUGAGUGUUGCACGUGCGACAACAUUUACUAAUAGUAUCGAUGUCACUCGAAAAUUAGAAAAGCAUGCUGCCGAUGGACAUAUUACAUCAACAACUAACUUUAUUAUUAGCGAUGUUGAAAAUCUUUAUACAAUGAUCACACGAGAAGGUGCACUAGCUGCAUUAAGUCGAUUUUGUCUUAAACAUUCAAUAAACAAACGAAUCGGUACAUUUACUGUCGAUCAUAUCAUGAAAAUGGCACGUCUAAUAUUGGAUACCAACUCAUUUGCCUACAACAAUCGAUAUUAUAAACAAAUUCGUGGUGGAGCUAUGGGUUCAGCAUUUACACAAGUAUUAGCAAAUAUAUAUAUGCUGGAAUGGGAACAAGAUUUGAUUGCCUAUCAAGCAUCAAAGAAUGAAAUCUAUGGAAGAUACAUCGAUGAUAUAUUCAUGACAACAAAUCAAAGCAUUGAUGAAAUGAAGAAUAUACUGGAUCGUGCCAAUGAUAAAGAUGUAAACAUCAAAAUUAACUAUCAAAUUGGUAAAUCUGUUGACUUCUUGGAUAUUACCAUUCACAAUGAAGAUGGUCGAUUAAGAACAUGUCUCUAUCAUAAACCAUCUGCUGAGCCCUACAUUUUACCAUAUUCAUCAGAUCAUCCUCGUCAUAUCUCUCGUAAUAUACCUUAUGCUGCAUUAUUAAGAGCCGCAAGAAUAUGUUCCGAUGUCAAUGACUUUCAUGCAGAAUGUAUUCGUAUUGAUAUGUCUCUAUUAUUGAAUGAAUAUCCACCAAGUUUCAUUCGGAAACAAUUUUAUCAUUUCUUUCAUUGUAAUAAUGCGAUGAACGUAUUAACAGAAUUAAAUGCGAACAGUUAUCGCUAUUUACAUCAAAAAUCAUUAUAUCAACCGACACGACGAGAAAAACAAUUGACUGUCGUACUGAAAGAUGCUGUUCUAUCACCAGCCGUAUUGAAAACAAAGGUAUGGGAUAAAAGUAUUAUGUAUCCACGUUAUCAAUUCGAUGCAUCAAAUUCCAAAACAUUAUCAGUACAAUUUUACAAAUGGUGGAAAAAUUAUUAUAAAAACGAGAAAGCCUCAUUACGAACGGUGAAAAUUCGACUAGUUGCCAAUACGAACGAAACCGUCGAAUCUUACCUCAUUCAUAAGAAGCCUCCAAAAGAAAUAUUAACACGGAUGGAAGAUGAUGCACACAAUCGCUGA